This is a messenger RNA of Prosopis cineraria, 2533 nucleotides long. Its product is annotated as serine protease SPPA, chloroplastic-like. Gene Ontology annotation, molecular function: peptidase activity. Gene Ontology annotation, cellular component: membrane. The transcript is spliced from 14 exons. The record is from RefSeq and is a predicted model, not a curated record. Bases 150 to 2372 code for a protein of 740 amino acids. Lineage: Eukaryota; Viridiplantae; Streptophyta; Magnoliopsida; Fabales; Fabaceae.
UUUCUAUGAUUUUGCAUGUUCCAUAAUUCCCUGAUUAUGCCCUUUUCUUCUUAAUUUCCUGAUUAGGUCCUCUUCUCCGAUUCUCCCUAAAGAAAAGGAGCUGACGUCGACCUUCCCGAGAUGCACAGUGAUCACAAGUGAUCGCAGAAAUGUGGAGGCUGCUUUUAUUCAGCUCUCGUCGCAGCUCCCUUCGGCGUUCCGUAGCAAUAGUCGCAACUCUGUCCUCUUCUUCCUCCUUUUCUGCUCCUCUUUCUCAUUUCCCAUUUCAAUGCCGACUCCACCUUUCUCUUCCUUCUCAUUCCCAAUCUUUCCCACCCUUUCUGUCACUUGCCUUCCAUUUUUCCUCCUCUUCUUUCGACUCAAAACCGAAACAAGAGUUGGUUGACAAGGAUUCCAGGCCAGACGGUGGCAUAAAUAAUCCUAGUGCGAGAAUUGCCGACGAGGAUUAUCCGAGUGGCGACUUUGAUUUUGCGCCCAUUUUUGGGUGGAGGAAAUUUCUUCUGCAGCUCAAGAUGCUCAUUGCAUUCCCUUUGGAAGGUGUUCGCAAGGGAAGCGUUCUCACAAUGAAGUUGCGGGGCCGGAUAUCUGAUCAGCUAAAGAGUCCUUUCUCUCAAGGACUAUCUCUGCCUCAAAUUUGUGAGAACUUUUCAAAAGCAGCAUAUGAUCCUCGUAUUUCUGGUAUCUAUCUUCAUAUUGAUAAGUUGAAUUGUGGAUGGGGUAAAGUUGAAGAAAUUCAAAGGCAAAUAUUGAACUUCAAACGAUCUGGAAAAUUUGUUGUGGCUUAUGUCCCUUCAUGCCAAGAAAAAGAAUACUAUCUUGCAUGUGCAUGUGAAGAAAUAUAUGCCCCUCCAAGUGCUUAUUUUUCAUUGUUUGGUUUCACUGUUCAAGCGUCAUUUCUUAGAGCAAAGACUUUGCACAUGGCAUGCACUGUCCCUUCCUGCAAGAGAUUUACCCGUGUUUUAGAUAACAUAGGGAUUGAACCUCAAGUUGAACGGAUUGGGAAAUACAAAAGUGCAGGGGAUCAGCUAACCCGUAGAACCAUGUCUGAAGAAACUUGUGAGAUGCUGACUGCACUGCUUGACAAUAUCUAUACAAAUUGGCUGGAUAAAGUCUCUUCUUCAAGAGGUAUAAAAAGAGAAGAAAUUGAGAAUUUCAUAAAUGAAGGAGUCUAUCAAGUAGACAGGUUGAAAGAAGAAGGCUUCAUUACGAACAUAAUGUAUGAGGAUGAGGUUAUUGCUGGCUUGAGGGGGAAACUCAGGUUAAAAACAAAUGAAAGUCUGCGUUUGGUGGAUUACAGGUCUCCAAUUUCUUUUGUUUUGCCUCUGGUAAUGGUAUUGAAUAAAUUAUGCUAUUUCUCUGGGAAAGUCACCUCUGGGAAUGUCCAAAGAAAGUCUGAACACAUCCUUUGCCUUGUGAGGAAAUACUGUAGAGUUAGGAGAUGGACUGUUGGAAUAUCAGGUGGUAAAGACCUGAUAGCCAUCAUCCGAGCCUCUGGGAGCAUUAGUCGUGUCAAGAGUUCAUUGAGUUUGUCUAGAUCAGGUAUUAUUGCUGAGCAGUUCAUUGAGAAGAUUCGCAAAGUAAGAGUGUCAAAACAAUAUAAAGCUGCUAUUAUCCGAAUUGACAGUCCUGGUGGUGAUGCCCUUGCUUCUGAUUUGAUGUGGAGAGAAAUCAGGCUUUUGGCUGCCUCGAAACCAGUCAUUGCCUCAUUGUCUGAUGUUGCAGCAAGUGGAGGUUACUACAUGGCAAUGGGAGCUGGGGCUAUUGUAGCAGAAAAUCUUACCUUAACUGGAUCAAUUGGAGUGUUCACAGGAAGAUUUAACUUGGGGAAACUGUAUGAGAAGAUUGGCUUCAACAAGGAAAUCAUAUCAAGGGGAAAAUAUGCUGAGGUCCUUGCUGCUGAACAACGUCCUUUUAGACCAGACGAAGCCGAGCUAUUUGCCAAGUCUGCACAGCAUAUUUAUAAACAAUUUCGAGAUAAGGCGGCUUUUUCUAGAUCAAUGACUGUAGAAAGGAUGGAGGAGGUUGCGCAGGGGAGAGUUUGGAGUGGUAAAGCCGCAGCCUCACACGGUUUGGUUGAUGCUAUUGGUGGGCUUUCUCGAGCUAUUGCCAUAGCGAAAUUGAAGGCUAAUAUACCUCAAGACAGACAGGUUACUCUUGUGGAACUUUCACGACCUUCUCUCGCAGAGAUUUUAAGUGGCGCAGGGAAUACCCUGGCUGAAGUAGAUAAUACAUUGAAGGAACUGCUUCAGGACUUGACAUUUUCUGAUGGAGUUCAAGCCCGGAUGGAUGCAAUCAUGCUUGAGAGAUUGGAAGGAUAUCCUUGCCCAAGUCCCAUUUUGAGGCUGAUGAAGGAUUUCCUUAGUUCCCUGUAGCUUUUUAUUGAUGCUUUACUAUAUCCUUGCCCCUGCCAUUCGAAUACUUGUGUAUGCAUUGAGUAGAGUGCGAAAAUGAUAGCACAUUUGGAUUAGGCGAACUAUAUGUAUGUUGCAUUUUACCUAUCCUGCGGAACUGCUAGCAUGCUACGAACGAAAAA